Molecule: messenger RNA, 1247 nt
Organism: Ceratina calcarata
Lineage: Eukaryota; Metazoa; Arthropoda; Insecta; Hymenoptera; Apidae
Product: protein gooseberry
Exons: 6
Coding region: 30-1247 (405 amino acids)
Biological process (GO): anatomical structure development; regulation of transcription by RNA polymerase II
Molecular function (GO): RNA polymerase II cis-regulatory region sequence-specific DNA binding; DNA-binding transcription factor activity, RNA polymerase II-specific
Source: RefSeq, a predicted model, not a curated record
GAAAAUUCUUGGGGGACAACAUCAGCUAGAUGGCAGUCAGCACCCUGAAUAUGGCACCGUAUUUCACUGGAUAUCCUUUUCAAGGACAAGGCCGAGUGAAUCAACUUGGCGGUGUGUUUAUCAAUGGUCGACCACUGCCGAAUCACAUACGUUUAAAAAUCGUAGAGAUGGCAGCCGCUGGAGUAAGACCGUGCGUGAUUUCUAGGCAAUUAAGAGUCUCGCACGGUUGCGUCUCGAAAAUCUUGAAUCGGUAUCAAGAAACGGGCUCGAUCAGGCCGGGCGUGAUCGGUGGCAGCAAGCCACGAGUCGCCACCCCGGAAGUUGAGGCGAGGAUUGAAGACAUGAAGAGGCAGAACCCUGGCAUAUUCAGUUGGGAAAUCCGCGAAAAACUGAUAAAGCAGGAUGGCAUCUGCGACAAGGCGUCAGCACCGUCAGUUUCGAGUAUUUCGAGGCUCCUUCGUGGACCCACGAAUCAGACGCGACCCGGGGACGAUCCUCGAAGGAAUCAUUCCAUCGAUGGGAUACUAGGUGGAAGUAGUGGUGAUGACUCGGACACGGAGAGCGAGCCGGGAAUCGCUUUGAAGAGGAAGCAGCGUAGAAGUAGGACCACGUUCACCGGCGAACAGCUUGAACAGCUCGAAGCGGCCUUCCAUCGAACGCAGUACCCCGACGUGUAUACCAGAGAGGAAUUGGCACAAAAGACGAACCUGACGGAAGCUCGAGUACAAGUGUGGUUCAGCAACAGGCGGGCCAGGCUUCGCAAGCAACUAAACAGUCAACAAUUGAAUGCGUUCAACACAAUGAGUUUGCAGUCUUUUCAGACGCAACACUAUGGUAGCAGCGCCGAAGGUUAUCAAAGCUACGGCCAGGCCUCGGUAGCUGCAGCCGCGGCUACCACCGCCGGUUAUCCUCAGCACUACAACUAUAGUGAAAAUUAUUAUGCCGCCCAGCAACAAUGGACCAGACCGACCGCCGAAAACUAUGGAUUGUUCAAUGCCUCCCAUUACGGUAGCAGCAAUCUGGCCUCGAACUUGACGUCGAGCAAUCUGAAUCUGGGCAGUCUGAGCGGCAGCGUGAGCCCCACGGCUUCGAACAUGAGCGCGUGCAUGGUCCAGGGCGCGUCCUCGGGGGUGCCAGCCCCCUCGGGAAUAAACCACCACGUGACACCGCACAGCCCCAGCGAGGCAAAGAGUGGCUACCCCUAUCUGGGCGGGAUAGAGUCCCAGGUCUGUGGCAGGGUUCACUGA